Messenger RNA from Gallus gallus (chicken), 6872 nucleotides. It is a transcript of the gene SETD7, whose product is annotated as SET domain containing lysine methyltransferase 7. Gene Ontology annotation, biological process: regulation of DNA-templated transcription. Gene Ontology annotation, molecular function: protein binding; histone H3K4 monomethyltransferase activity. The coding region runs from base 23 to 1123 and encodes 366 amino acids. Gene Ontology annotation, cellular component: chromosome. The record is from RefSeq and is a predicted model, not a curated record. Lineage: Eukaryota; Metazoa; Chordata; Aves; Galliformes; Phasianidae. The transcript is spliced from 8 exons.
GCCCGUCGCCGUCGCCGCCGCCAUGGACAGCGACGAGGAGACGCUGGAGGAGACCGUGGAAGGACAUCUAGACGACGAUGGGUUGCCACAUGGGUUCUGUACGGUCACCUAUUCGUCCACAGACAGGUUUGAGGGAAACUUUGUGCAUGGAGAAAAGAAUGGCCGUGGCAAAUUCUUCUUCUUUGAUGGAAGCACCCUGGAAGGGUACUACGUUGACGAUGCCCUGCAGGGCCAGGGAAUCUACACGUACGAGGAUGGAGUGGUGCUUCACGGCACGUAUGUGGAUGGAGAGCUGAACGGCCCAGCCCAGGAGUAUGACAGUGAUGGGCGACUGAUAUUCAAAGGGCAGUAUAAGGACAACAUCCGACAUGGAGUUUGUUGGAUAUAUUACCCGGAUGGAGGCAGCCUUGUAGGAGAAGUGAAUGAAGAAGGAGAGAUGACUGGAGAGAAGAUAGCCUAUGUGUACCCUGAUGGAAGGACUGCAUAUUCCGGAAAGUUCAUAGAUGGAGAAAUGAUAGAAGCAAAACUGGCAACCCUGACAUCCUUAGAGGAUGGGAAACCUCAGUUUGAAGUAGUACCAGGCAGCCCGGUGUACACUUUUGACAAAUCUACUUCAUCCUGCAUUUCGACAAAUGCUCUUCUUCCUGAUCCUUAUGAGUCAGAGAGGGUGUAUGUUGAUGUCUCUCUCAUUUCCAGUGCUGGAGAAGGAUUGUUUUCAAAAGUAGCGGCAGAAGCUCGUACCGUUAUGUCCUUUUACAAUGGAGUGAGAAUUACACACCAGGAGGUAGACAGCAGAGACUGGGCCCUCAAUGGGAAUACAAUAUCCCUGGACGAUGAAACAGUCAUAGACGUGCCGGAGCCCUACAACCACGCCGCCAAGUACUGUGCCUCACUGGGGCAUAAGGCCAACCAUUCUUUCACUCCUAACUGCAUCUAUGACCCGUUUGUUCACCCUCGGUUCGGGCCGAUCAAGUGUAUCCGUACCAUCAGGGCUGUGGAGAAGGACGAAGAAUUGACAGUGGCCUACGGAUACGAUCACAACCCUGUGGGGCAGAAUGGGCCGGAAGCACCCGAGUGGUACCAGCUGGAACUGAAAGCUUUCCAGGCUGCCCAGCAGAAGUGAAGCGGCGACUCCUCAGUUCAGCAAACUCAAAAAGAAACUUGGAUCUAUGCACUACCUUUGUACUGAAAACUGGACAACCAGGGAUUGUUCAUGCUGUUGCAUCAUAACUUUGCAUUCUGUGUUAAGAGAUAAGUUUCUUGCAUACUAACUAGGUUUGACUGUGUUACUCAUAGCAGAUUUAAAAUUAGCUAGCGUCGCACCAGUCUUAUCUGGAGAAAUUAUUUAAUAUUCUAUACGAGACGUGAUAUUCUUUGGUAGCUUCUGCUUUUGCACCAUAUGCAAAGAUGCCAAAAGACUAGACAGGAAACUAAAAUGGGUAUAUCGUUCACUUUUAGUUGGCAGACUUAGUGUUGCUCUCUAUCUGCCUAGGCAUUAUUGUGCAACUGCAUUUUGCAUAUAUGCCACUUGUGAUGAUAACAGUAAUAUUUUGAUAUUCUCUAAUAGUAGCAUAAUUUUGCCUUUUUAAACCUUUGAUCUGAAUCUUGCAAUAGAGCAGUUUAUUAGCAUCUAGGAGGCUGGGUUUUAACUCCCCUUUCCUCUUGUCUGAACGUUGUUCUUUCUACGAAUCCUCUUUUGCGGGAGAAAAUCCUUUCUAACUAGUGGAAAGGCUUGUACGUGUACGUGAGUGCUGUGUGUCAGUCUCUGUGGCUCUCUAAGUAGUAUAGCGACAUGUCCAAGCCUAAUAUUUAUCUGGCCUUUAUGGCUGGCUUAUUUGAUUUAAUUUAUGAUUAUGACACGCAAAUGAAGCUGUUCUUUGCAUGAAGAUGAUCUGAAAGGAAAAACAGACUGGCCUUCUGAAGGACUUUGAGAAGUACACGUUCUGGAAGGCAGGCACAUUAAUGGUGUCAGCAUCCGUGAGUUGGUUUGUGUACUUCACCCGGUAGGGCGGCCAGUUCUCAAGGCAGAAAUGAGUUCUUUCGAAGGAAACGAGUGUAUCUGAGGGUAGGCUGCAGAGCUCGGUCAAGGAGAGCAGCAUCUUUUGUACGUGUUCAGUUGGCAAGGAAUAAAGCUGUCAUUUAGUAGCACUCAGAUAGCGAUUGAAUACGACGAGAGAUAUCACACUGAGAUUUCAGUGAAAGCUAAGAAGAUUGUUUCUUGGAAGGCAAACAACUGAAUGUAAAAACAUCUCUCAUUGUUCAUAUUUAGAAGCAGCAGUCAAUCCAUAGCUUCGUUACAGCCAAUGGCGGGGGCUUGUGAAUAUUUGUCUGCAGGGCUGUGUUCUGGGCUUUUUCAGGGAUAGGGGAGCUGUUCCUUUUGUUUGGAUGCUAUGCCGCCCUUGCCUAAUGCUGUAGAAAUAACGAUCGCUUCAGUCUGGAUGCUGGAGCCCAUCUGGGACUUUGAUGUUCUCUUCUGGGCUUAGCAGCUUAGUGACAACUGAAAUGCGUUUGCAACGCUUCCUCUAAACGUUUGUAGUUAAAAAUGUUUGUAUAUAUGUAACAUAGAUGACUUGGAAAUCAGACCCAGCUUUCUAUUGCAGCGUUUGGUUGCUUGAAUGGUUGCAAGCAUCUGGCUGCCUCAGGAGCCAGGCAUUGGGCUGUUGGCAGAGGUGGAAGGAGGUUGCCUUUGGAGAGCCUUGGCUUGUGGUAGGAAUUGUGAGUGCAGACUUCUCAAACGUGGGGCUCUGCUUAUUUCCUGCAACUGACCACAAAGCUUUUUCAGCACUUCACUGUUGAAGCUUACACAGAAGCUACUGUCUGUGUGCCGGGGAGGGGUGCAGGCACUCCGGGAGCUUUUUCGAUGCUCUUCCAGCAGAGAGCUGAGCGUGAGCUCCAAUGCGGCCGGAGACUCGUGCCACGGCUCCGCUGCUGGUCGGUCCGAGGCAGCAGAGGUGAUGCCUCCAGGGCUCGGCUGAGCGUGCGGAGAGACAGAAUUGAGCCUCCCAGGUGAGGGAGAAUUGUCAAAGGGCAAUUGGUGGCACAGCUUCAGCGAAUCGACCUCAGUGAGAAAUCUGUGUGUUUAUUUUUGAAUUUUCUUUUCCCUGCCUCCCACAAGUUGUUGUUUUGGAUCUCCAGCUAGGGAACUGUGCUGAAAACGUUGUGACCUCUCGAGCUCCUUUGGCUUCAUUGCUGAUUGGUCUGAUUCCUAUGCUGUCUCCUCUUCACGCAGACCUGAUUGUUUUGAUGGGUUGGUCUGUCCUCCUAUAGUGUGUAUUUAGAGAGAGGCAGAAGAGGGGGUGCUCUCGGCACGUUGGGCUGGAGGCAGCAUCAGUGGGUGCAUCGUGAAAUAGGGAAGUCCUAGAAGAAAAGGCUCUUGGAUGUCUACGUAUGUUCUUAAGAGCCAGUGCUUUGGUGACCAUCAAGCAAACGCUCUUGCUCUUGUGUAUGCUUACAGUCAGCUAGCAUGCUGCAGCUUUUGUCUGUGUUAGCUCUGCUGUUGUUCUCCUCUCCACUGUGUUAAAAUCUCUGGGUCCUCCUAUAGAUCCCUUCAUCAGUGACAGACCUUUGAUAAAAGUUGUGAUUGUAAAGCUGCUUUGGCUCGAUUCAGGACCAAGCCCUUGGGUUCUUCUAUGUUUUCUUUUUCUUUGUGGUCUGUUACAGUAGAGGUGGUUGGGAUGGUUUUUACCACGGGGCGGCAAAAGGACUCAUGGCUGAGUGGGUCUCUUGGGGGUUAUUGAGAGAUGUGUCGUGGCAGCCACAGGUUGGAACACAGGUUAAUUACAUAACUCCAAGUGAUGCCUUAACUUGGUCAGUGCAUUUUGCAGCUCAGCUUCUGGGGCUCUUUGGAUAGUGAGACCAGCUUAGCAAAACUGUUUACCGAUAGUAUUGUGAGACCCACAACAGAACUUGAUUUCAACUUGAAGCGGACGAAAUAGUUGUUUUGCAAAGUGAUUUGUUUCAGUUAUUGAAUACCACUGACUUUUUGUGGAAACACAAUGAGUAAAGAAACUCUGCUUCUCAGAGUCUGGCACAGGUUCUGUUCGGUUGGAGCAGAGGCUGGAAGAAGACAUAGCUGUCAGCUGAAGCUGGAUGACCAGGAGGAUCACGGUGUGCUCUUUAUGACUAGAGGAUAGCAUAAGAGAAUUUAUUACUGCUGCUUUUUUCAGGUGCAGGUCAGUUCCCAACUUCCACCCUUGGUCUGCACGCUUGCAGGUGGCUUCUGUACAAUUUGAGGGUUGUUACCCAAGUUCCUUUGUGAGAAGGAGCCCAUAUCAACCUGCGUUAGAGGCCGUUGACCCUCUCUUUGGAGAGUUGAAAAGAAAUAAAAUAUUGAUCUUUCUGUGGCAGCACUGUGUUUUGUCACCAAGAGAAGAGAAGCGUAGUUUUCUGGAGAAGCAGUUAACCUUGGAAAUGAGAGUGUGAGUAGUUAUUGCUGAGAGCUACCUGCUGGGUCACGCCUGUGGGUAAUAGGGAAAAGAGCUUAGGCCUGAAGAAGGGAUCUCAUAGUGAGUCUGCUGCUAUUAUGUGACUCUCUGGGAUCUGCUGGAACAAGCAAUUUUCCUUUGCAAAACUGAAAAAGCUUUUUUCCUAUUCUUUGAUAUUAAUCAGAAAAACACCUUAGCCUUCAGAAAUCAAAUCCCAGAAGUACAUGGGUAUGGUUCUUCAGCCAUCUGAGUGAUGGUGCUGGUUGCUCUUUGACUUCUUUAGCAGCUGCGACAAUGCCUUCUGGCAUGGGCCUUGCUUUUUGCUCCGAACGCAGCUGAAGCACAGCGGCAGGUGACCCACGCUGGUUUCAGGGCAGCUGGGGAUGUGGUGCUCGGCCUUGUGGGGCUGUUUUGGGACUGUCAGGGCAGCUGACUCCAGCUGAGCCUUUCUAGGUGCAGAGCUUUUACUCGUGACGCACGCAGUCGGCAGCGGCUGUAGUUUCUUUCUCAGGGCUGCUGUGUUUCUUGGCUGGCGUGGAAGCAGGCGUGCCACCAGAGGCUCUUGCCCUCUGCCAGGUGCUGGAGGAGCGGAGGGGCUGGUGUUUGGUACCAGGAACCGAGAAGUGGUAGAAAUCCUCACUUGUCUGUUUCCUCCCUGCUUGGCUCUAAGCCACCUCUGCUGCUGCUGGGUUGUCCCCGUCGCUGUUUGCAGCUGGCAGGCAGUUGUCCUUUGGUCAAAGCCAGGGCUCACCGCUUGGGGUGCGCCAGGGCUGUACAGCACGGUUCCUGACCCAGAACCGUGUCUCGAUGAUUUCUUUUGGCCUUUCAUUUCAGCAGGCAGCGUUUGGCCGAAUGCUGCGGUUGUGGUGAGGUGACAAGUUGUACAGAGCUGUUACCCGCUGCUUUGGUUUCCUCUGGCACAUCAGAACUGCUGAAGCUGUGGUUGUCUGAGGAAGUCACUUCCAAACACUUAAAAAAAAGGCUUUGAAAACGAUGUUGCUGAGGUGUCUCCUCAGGUGCUGAGGUGCUGUGAUGUCUGCCUCCGCCUCUCUCAGCACACACUGCUUUGUGCUGCAGGUGUUUGGGUGAGGAGUUGCGGGCGUGGGGGCAGCUUUGCCUGCAGGUGUACACGGGCGUAGUGCUCACCUGUGUGUGAGGAGAGCUCAUUCCUUCUGCUGCAUGUCCUGCAAACGUGAGAACUACAUUUCCGGAACACUCAUACAGAGCUUUUUUUUUCUUUAAAGAGGUGCAAGAUUGAGUGCAUGUUUACUUGCCCCAGAUCAAAGGUUUUGAACACCAGGGUCACCAUCAGCUGGAUGGGCCCUCCUCUUGGCGCUCUUCUGUCUUCAGGCAAUCGAAGCUGCUGCCCUUUCUCUCCCACUUUUACUGUAACCGCUGUUGGGUUUUGGUGUUUUCAUUUCCGGGAGAACUAUGUACAAAACAAAACAAAAAAAAAAAUGGAAAGCAAUUAAACGUUCAAGCCAUAACAUGAGUGCGGGAAGACCCUCUUCACCAGGUUUUAACGCGUUUAUACGUCAAACGACGUCCGUGUGGAAUACUUUCAUGGUAGAAUGCGUAUCCGAAAAGACCAAAAGUUGCGGUAAGAUGAAACGGUGUUUAAAAGGGUGUGUUUGUAAGAUGGUUACUGAUGAGUAGGCUUCUUUUUUUUUUUUUCCUUUAGGGGAGACGCAACCUAUUAUAGCAGGCUGCAACUGCGAGCGGUCCUUUCUGCUGCUUGGGGAAGUGUUUAUGCAGCAUCCCGCGUGGCUGUCCUAACUCACGGCAACAGCCAGGCCGGUCCCACCUUCAGGACAUACCUCUCCUGCCCCACGCUGGCCCUGUACAAGCGGGGCCCUCCCUCCUUUCUGCCGUUUCCUCCUCUACGACUUUUCCUACUGUAACUGUACUGGGUUGAACUCUUGAGCUGAGAUCCAGACUAAAAUUGUGUGUCGCUCAGCAGUUUCUGCCGGGCCUUCUGCUGUUUUAAUACUCUGUAGCCCAUACUUACUGGGUCUCUCUGUUCCGAAGAACUAAGUGCUAAAGAAUAAUCCUUGGGGUGAGCUUACACGCGUGUUCACAGUUAACCCCGGCGUAUAUAACUUGUAUACAGUACUUGAUAGGUGUUUUAUGACAUUUGUACUCGAACUAUGAGCCUUACUGAACAUCUGUAGGUUUAUUCAUGACUUUUAAAAAUGGAUAACUCUAAGAAAGAUGUUUACAUGACUGACGAUUGCCCUUCCUUUGAUGUUAUGAAUGAGGUUUUUAUAGUGUGUUUGGGUGUAUGUGCAAGGAAGCAAGAAAAAAAAAAACCGUUUCUGGGGAAAAAAACAAAAAACAAAACACAAAACAACAACAAACAGACUCGAGAAACAUUUGUAAUAAGUGACUUUUAAAGAUCGCUUUAAUUGCGCUACGGAGGCAAUGCAGAUAUUAAAACAUUCAACAGAA